Messenger RNA from Gorilla gorilla gorilla (western lowland gorilla), 6217 nucleotides. Its product is annotated as putative POM121-like protein 1. The transcript has 4 exons. The record is from RefSeq and is a predicted model, not a curated record. NCBI's taxonomy places the organism in Eukaryota, Metazoa, Chordata, Mammalia, Primates, Hominidae. The coding region runs from base 973 to 2589 and encodes 538 amino acids.
AUGUCUGACUAAAUUUGUAUUUUUACUAGGGACGGGGUUUCACUAUGUUGGCCAGGCUGGUCUCCAACUCCUGAUCUCGUGAUCCGUCCGCCCCGACCUCCCAAAGUGCUAGGAUUAUAGGCAUAAGCCACCACGCCCGGCCUCUUUUUUUUCUUUUUCUUUUUUUUAUCUGGAGACUGAGUUUUGCACUUGUUGCCCAGGCUGGAGUGCAAUGGUGCGAUCUCAGCUCACUGCAAUCUCCACCUCAGCAGGAGAGCAGGAAUCUUCAGUGAUCCACCGGCAGAUCUGCAGCCAUUGUGGGCACCUGUUCCUCCCGCGACCUUUGUGCCCGCCUCUCUCCUUCCAGUACCUAUUGCAUGACCCCCCACGUCCGCCUCCCGCCAUUGCCAGCAAGUGCCUGGCGCGGGUACCUGGCUGCGCUUAUUAAUCCGUUAAGCUCGCUCUGUCACGGGCGCCAUUAUGUGCUCACGCGCCCGCUCCCUCAGGUUUAAAAGGCGCGUUGCCCGGCAACAGAAGAAACUGCUGGCUUAGCCUUUGGCCGAGUUGGCGGCUGGACGAGGACGCUCAGAGCCCAGCUCUCGAGAGUUCAAGCAACCGACGGUUCCCCACUGCUCCCAGGAGCGGUUACCUGGGCACUCUGUGCCCCUCCUUCCUGUUCGGGCCCAGGCCGAGGACCUGCCAGUAGGGCUCAGUUGCCUGGAGCCCGUUCAGCCCAUCCCCCAGUUCACUUUGCUUGUGGAAUCUCCCCGUUGCUCCUGCCCGUGGACUGAGUGGCAGGCCAUCCUACAAGCACCCGGACACUUGACAUCAGUGGUGUCAAGACAACUCUAAGAAGGUUUUCCGUGAUCCCGCAAGCCCUGCGGUCCUUCCUGGGAUCCUGCCUUCAAUUUGAUUGCACAGGUACCACAGCAAGCCAGUGCUGUGUGCUCCGAGUUCCAGGGCGUCCUCCAGCUCAGCCACUGCACUGAGAACAUGGACUCUCUGUGGGGCCCAGGAGCCGGGAGUCACCCCUUUGGGGUCCACAACACCCGGCUGUCCCCAGACUUGUGUCCAGGGAAGAUAGUGUUGAGGGCCCUCAAGGAGAGCGGGGCAGGGAUGCCUGAGCAGGACAAGGACCCUAGAGUCCAAGAGAAUCCUGGUGAUCAGAGAAGGGUCCCCGAGGUCACCGGGGAUGCAUGGUCUGCAUUUCGGCCCCUGCGGGACAAUGGAGGCCUCUCUCCCUUUGUGCCCAGGCCCGGGCCUCUGCAGACAGACCUCCAUGCCCAGAGGUCAGAAAUCAGAUCUAACCAGACAUCCCAGACCUCCUGGACGAGCUCCUGCACCAACCGAAAUGCCAUCUCCAGCUCCUACAGCUCCACGGGAGGCUUGCCGGGGCUAAAGCGGAGGAGGGGGCCAGCCUCAUCCCACUGCCAGCUGACCCUCAGUUCCUCAAAGACAGUGAGUGAGGACAGGCCUCAGGCUGUCUCUUCAGGUCACACCCAGUGUGAAAAGGGAGCAGAUAUAGCAUCAGGGCAGACACUCACCCUCAGGAAUGACUCCUCCACAUCCGAGGCCUCUAGGCCCAGUACACACAAGUUUCCCCUGCUGCCACGCAGGCGAGGGGAGCCUUUGAUGCUGCCACCUCCCUUAGAGCUGGGGUACCGGGUUCCUGUUGAAGACCUUGACCGGGAGAAGGAGGCGGCAUUCCAGCGCAUCAACAGUGCGCUGCAGGUUGAGGACCAGGCCAUCUCGGACUGCAGACCCUCACGGCCUUCCCACACUUUGUCCUCACUUGCAACAGGGGCUUCUGGUCCGCCUGCCGUUUCUAAAGCACCCAGUAUGGAUGCACAGCAGGAGACACACAAGUCCCAAGACUGCCUGGGCCUACUGGCCCCCUUAGCAUCUGCUGCAGGGGUCCCCUCUACAGCUCCCAUGUCUGGGAAGAAGCACAGACCACCAGGCCCCCUGUUCUCCUCCUCAGAUCCCCUUCCUGCCACCUCUUCCCAUUCCCAGGACUCAGCCCAGGUCACCUCGCUGAUUCCUGCCCCCUUCCCAGCUGCAAGCAUGGAUGCGGGCAUGAGAAGAACAAGGCGUGGCACUUCUGCUCCUGCAGCUGCCGCAGCAGCCCCUCCCCCCUCCACAUUGAACCCCACGUUGGGGUCACUACUGGAGUGGAUGGAGGCCCUUCACAUUUCUGGGCCUCAGCCACAGCUGCAGCAGGUGCCCAGAGGUCAGAACCAGAGAUCCCAGACCUCCCGGACCAGCUCGUGCCCCAAACGAAAGGCCAUCUCGAGCCCCUACAGCUCUACGGGAGGCCUCCCGGAACUAAAGCGGAGGAGGGGGCCAGCCUCAUCCCACUGCCAGCUGACCCUCAGUUCCUCAAACACAGUGAGUGAGGACGGACCUCAGGCUGUCUCUUCGGGUCACACCCAGUGUGAAAAGACGGCAGAUACAGCACCAGGGCAGACACUCGCCCCCAGGGGUGGCUCCCCCAGAUCCCAGGCCUCUAGGCCCCGUAGACGCAAGUUUCCCCUGCUGCCACGCAGGCGAGGGGAGCCUUUCUUUGAUGCUGCCACCUCCCUUAGAGAUGGGGUACCGGGUCCCUGCUGAAGACCUGGACCGGGAGAAGGAGGCGGCAUUCCAGUGCAUCAACAGUGCACUGCAGGUUGAGGACCAGGCCAUCUCGGACUGCAGACCCUCACGGCCUUCCCACACUUUGUCCUCACUUGCAACAGGGGCUUCUGGUCUGCCUGCCGUUUCUAAAGCACCCAGUAUGGAUGCACAGCAGGAGACACACAAGUCCCAAGACUGCCUGGGCCUAGUGGCCCCCCUGCAUCUGCUGCACAGGCCUGUAGUCCCAGCUACUUGGGAGGCUGAGGCAGGAGAACGGCAUAAACCCGGGAGGCAGAGCUUGCAGUGAGCUGAGAUCGUGCCACUGCACUCCAGCCUGGGUGACAGAGCGAGACUCCGUCUCAAAAAAAAGGAAAAGAAAAAAAGUUCUUGUGACAUUUGUGUAUGAAAUCAGCCUUCACUACAUGGAUAGGACCAGCACGCUUCCGCGGCACGACUCUGCGAUCUUACUACAUAUUUUUUAUUUUGUAUUUUUUUUAUUCCUUUUGAGACAGUCUCACUCUGUCACCCAGGCCGAAGUGCAGCCGAGAUCUCGGCUCACUGCAACCUCCACCUCUUGGGUUCAAGCAAUUCUCCUGUCUCAGCCUCCCAAGUAGCUGGGACUGCAGGCACACGUCAAAACGCCUGGCUAAUUUUUGUAUUUUUAGUAGAGAUGGAGUUUUGCCAUAUUGGUCAGGCUGGUCUCGAACUCCUGACCUCAGGUGAUCGACCUGUCUUAGCCCCCCGAACUGCUAGAAUUACAGGUGUAUGUUUAUUUAUUUAUUUAUUUAAGAUGGAAUCUUGCUCUGUAUUUAUUAAGUUAUUUAUUUGAGAUGGAGUCUUGCUCCAUCGCCCAGGCUAGAGUGCAGUGGUGCAAUCUCGGCUCCCUGCAACCUCUGACUUCCAGUUUCAAGUGAUUCUCCUGCCUCAGUGUCCCAAGUAGCUGGGAUUACAGGUGCCUGCCACCACAGCUGGCUACUUUUUGUAUUUUUAGUAGAGACAGUGUUUCACCGUCUUGGCCAGGCUGGUCUCGGGCUCCUGACCUCAUGAACCACCUGCCUCAGCCUCCCAAAGUGUUGGGACUACAGGCCUAAGGCACCAUGCUCGGCCAUAUUUAUUUAUUUAAUUAUUUAGAGACAAAGUCUUGCUCUGUCACCCAGGCUGGAGUGCAGUGGCACCAUCUCAGCUCACUGCAGCCUCCGCCUCCGAGGUUUAAGCGAUUCUCAUGCCUCAGCCUCCUGAGUAACUGGGACUACAGGUACUCACCACCAUGCAGGGAUAUUUUUUUUCUAUUUUUUUUAGAGACACGGUAUCACCAUGUUGGCCAGGCUGGUCUCGAACUCCUGACCUUAGGUGAUCUGACAGCCUCGUCCUCUCAAAGUACUGGGAUUACAGGCAUGAGCCACUGUGCCCGGCCUCUCACUACAUUUAAGUGACGCCAUGGCUCAUGCCUGUAAUCCUGGCACUUUGGGAGGCCAAGGCAGGUGGAUCACUUGAGGUCAGGAGUUCGACACGAGCCUGGCCAACAUGGGGAAACCCCGUCUCUAGUAAAAAUGUACAAAUUAGUCAGGCAUGAUGGUACAAGCCUGUAGGCCCAGCUACUUGGAAGGCUGAGGCAGGAGAAUCACUUUAACCGGGAGGCAGAGGUUGCAGUGAGCCAAUAUCAUGCCACUGCACUCCAGCUUGGGUGACAGAGUGAGACACCGUCUCAAAAAAAAGAAAAUAGAAAAACAUAUGAUGCCAGGGUGUCUCGGCCUCAAUACCUGCAUGAGCACAGUCAUGUCCAGGCCAGGGCUGCUGGUCGAGGUCCGGCCCCAUCUCUUUCAGCAGAAAGGGAGUAAGCUUGCAGGGAGGCUGGGGGACAAGAUCCCAGGAUCUCAGCCUCCGCUCAUGGAUCAGCUCUGAGACCCCGAGUGAGCUGGGGAUGCUCUGUGUGCAUUGGCUUCCCCAGCUGUCAAGUAAAGGGAUUGGAUGAGGAAGUCUUGUCAAGGUGGAAUGAUCUCAGAUUUGGGGCAGCAGUGAAUGAUCCCGCUCCCUGGGCCAUGCCAGUGGCCCGGCCUCGGCUCAACACAGCCCCAACACUCUGGAAUGGGGAUGAGGGGGCAGUCAGCUCUUGCUCCUAGUAAGAGAGAUGCAAUAGGGCUCUGUGGCUGAGCUGGGUGCCUUGCCUCACACCUGUAAUCCCAACCUUUGAGAGGCCGAGGCGGGAGGAUUGCUUGAGGCCGGGAAUUUUGACAAUAGCCUGGGCAACAUAGCCAGACCCCAUGUCUACAAAAUAAUAAUAAAACACACAGCUAUAGUCCAAGCUACUUGGCAGGCUGAGGCAGGAAGUUCCCUUGAGUCCGGGAAUUGGAGGCUGCAUUGAGCUAUAAUCGCACCACUGCACUCCAGCUUGGGUGACAAAGUGAGACCCUGUCUCUAAAAGAAAAAAAAAUUGGCCUGUGAGCAUGGGUUUGAUCUUCAAACAGGACCGGGAGGGUAGGGACAGACAGUGCUGUCACCCUUAGGUGCUGAACACUCAGAAACGGGCCAGCGGCAGCCCUGUCCUCACCUGCAGACACCAGAUUGGGCAGAACAGCACGUGGCACUUGCAGCUCUUGCAGUGAGGGCAGAACCCAGUGUCAACCCUUCUGCCUGUGGGAGGGGCUGCUGAGGCCUGCAGAGAGGCCAGGGUGGAGGCUCAUCCCCUUGUCCAGCCCUUGGUGUGGUCUCCACCAGGUCCCCAGCCCACCAGUGUAGGGCGCCCCUGAGCCUGCUGCUGCCACGGGCCCUGUCUCUACCCAGGACGUCCCCCCACCCUCGCAGUGUCAGGGAAAUGAUCAUGGUGGUGGUGACACUCUGCAGGCAGGGCUGCUGAGAGAAGCUGAGAAGGGUCACACUGCAGGCAGGGGCCCGUGUGACAAGCCCCUCUCACCCCGAGAGAGCUGACCAGGCAGCUCACGAGCAGAGCCACAUCCCGGGAGUCCGAGAAAGGUUCUGGCUGGGCUCAGCCACCUCAUUGGCCACGGGCAGCCUUUGUCGUGUGAGCCUUGCUCUCCUGGGGAGGCUCAGGCUGACGGCUGAUGUGGGCAUUGCCGAGGGUAACCUGUGGCCCAGUGUAUAUGGCCGGCUCUCCUCAAGCUGCAUUCAUUCAAAGUAGGACCCAGGGUGCAUGCCCAUCUCCAGCCCAGGGCAGCUCCCCUGUAAGCUGGGUGAGCUACUGAAGCCAAAGCGGGAGGCAGCUGACAACACCACCCACGGCCCAUGCGGAGGUGGUAGAAAGGCUGGACUCAGCAGGAACACCAAAUCCCGGACCAGGCAGAAACCACCCAAGACUGAGGAGCUCGUGCCAGAGCGGUGGCCACAGAUGGCCCGAUUAGCCAGAGGUUUCCAGGCCAUCUGUCCGCCUCCAGGAGAUGGACUGGGACCUUUAGACAUCGGUGGAGAACAGGAUGCUCUGUCUCUUGCUGUCCAGGGCAGGGAUGGCCUCCAGCCGCAAGAAAGGACCGAAGCAGAGGGUGCUGUUUCAACGCCACCACCAGGAGAGAGGCAGAGGGGCUGUGCCGUGCUAGAGUCCUCAGGGAGGGAGUGACCUCGACCCUGGCUGUGCUGCAAGCUGACUCCAGCCUUGGGGUCAGCAGCACCCGGU